AUGCGAGACUCAGAUUCGGACUCUUCUUCGGAUGACGGCUCCGAUUGGGACGAGUCCGAAGAGGAGAGCGAUGACGAAGAGGGCACCAUCAUGGACUUGGAUAUGUGCCCUCCCGGAUGCGACCAGGGGGAUUAUGAUAACACUGUAGCACAGCGAGAAAAACGCCUAGACGUAGAAGACGAGAUGGCCGAGGAAAAAAAGCUGCUCGAGGUGUGGCGCAAGGAAGUUGAAGCUCUGACCAAAAAGCAACGCGUUGUGGAAAUUGGGCUUAACCAAGCAGAAGCCGAAUUAGAAGCAUUUCAGGUAAUGUUGAUCACAGUCUGCUUUAUUAUUAUACAGUCCUCUUUCCUAGUCUUAUCACAGUCUCUAUCUUGCUCUGUAAAAUCCGUCGGCUCUCUCCCUCGUCCACCUAUUUCACUCGACUCCUGCCACCACAUCUGUCCUACUCGAGGCGUUAUUCGUUCUCCCCUGUGUCUGGCUGACUAA
This is a messenger RNA of Protopolystoma xenopodis, 486 nucleotides long. NCBI's taxonomy places the organism in Eukaryota, Metazoa, Platyhelminthes, Monogenea, Polystomatidea, Polystomatidae. The record is from the annotation of a GenBank genome assembly.